Chrysochloris asiatica (Cape golden mole) is the source of this 2385-nucleotide messenger RNA. RefSeq names its product receptor-interacting serine-threonine kinase 4 (gene RIPK4). The record is from RefSeq and is a predicted model, not a curated record. Lineage: Eukaryota; Metazoa; Chordata; Mammalia; Afrosoricida; Chrysochloridae. The coding region runs from base 1 to 2385 and encodes 794 amino acids. Gene Ontology annotation, molecular function: protein kinase activity; ATP binding; protein binding. Gene Ontology annotation, biological process: protein phosphorylation. Gene Ontology annotation, cellular component: cytoplasm. The transcript has 8 exons.
AUGGAGGCUAAGUGCGAGAGCCCGUGGGCCCUGGGGCUGCUGCGUACCUUCGAAGCUGGCGAGUUUGCAGGCUGGGAGAAGGUUGGCUCGGGCGGCUUCGGUCAGGUGUACAAGGUGCGCCACGUCCACUGGAAAACGUGGCUGGCCAUCAAGUGUUCGCCGAGCCUGCAUGUCGACGACAGGGAGCGCAUGGAACUCUUGGAAGAAGCCAAGAAGAUGGAAAUGGCCAAAUUCCGUUACAUUCUCCCUGUGUACGGCAUAUGCCGAGAACCUGUGGGCCUGGUCAUGGAGUACAUGGAGACAGGCUCCCUGGAGAAACUGCUGGCUUCAGAGCCGCUGCCCUGGGAGCUGCGCUUCCGCAUCACCCACGAGACCGCGGUGGGCAUGAACUUCCUACAUUGCAUGUCCCCGCCACUCCUUCAUCUGGACCUCAAGCCCGCCAACAUCCUGCUGGAUGCCCACUACCACGUUAAGAUUUCUGAUUUUGGGCUUGCCAAGUGCAAUGGGCUGUCCCACUCACACGACCUCAGCAUGGACGGACUGUUUGGCACCAUCGCCUAUCUCCCUCCAGAGCGCAUCCGUGAGAAGAGCCGGCUGUUUGACACCAAGCAUGAUGUAUACAGCUUUGCCAUCGUUCUCUGGGGGAUACUCACACAGAAGAAACCGUUUGCAGAGGAGAAGAACAUUCUGCACAUUAUGGUGAAGGUGGUGAAGGGGCACCGUCCUGAGCUUCCCCCUGUCUGCAGACCCCGGCCUCGAGCCUGCAGCAACUUGAUCCGCCUCAUGCAGCGGUGCUGGCUGGAUGACCCACAAGCCAGGCCCACUUUCCAAGAAAUUACUUCUGAGACUGAGGACUUGUGUGAAAAGCCCGAUGAUGAAGUGAAAGAAACAGCUCAGGAUCUAGAUGCAAAACGUCCCCCGGAGGCCAAGAGUGAGGUGAUGCCUGCGUCCACGCCCCUCAAGCGUGCCUCGGCCCCAGCACUUGAUAAUGACUACAGCCUCUCUGAGCUGUUAUCGCAGCUGGACUCUGGGAUUUCUCAGACCAUCGAGGGCCCGGAAGAGCUCAGCCGCAGCUCCUCAGAAUCCAAACUCCCCUCAUCGAGCAGCGGCAAAAGGCUCUCGGGGGUCUCUUCCGUCGAUUCUGCCUUCUCAUCCAGAGGGUCCUUGUCCUUGUCUUUUGAGCGGGAGCCCUCAACAGGUGAGCUCAGCACCACAGACAUUCAGAAGAAGAAGCUGGUGGAUGCCAUCAUGUGUGGGGACACCAGCCGGCUGAUGAAGAUCCUGUUGCCCCAGGAUGUGGACCUGGUCCUGGAGGGCAGUGCCAGCCUCCUGCAUUUGGCUGUGGAGGCUGGCCAGGAAGAGUGUGUCAAGUGGCUCCUACUCAACAAUGCCAACCCCAACCUGACCAACCGGAAGGGCUCCACGCCCCUGCACCUGGCUGUCGAGCGGAGGGUGCGAGGUGUCGUGGAACUGCUGCUGGCCCGCAAAAUCAGUGUCAACGCCAAGGAUGAAGACCAGUGGACAGCCCUGCACUUCGCUGCCCAAAACGGGGACGAGACCAGCACGCGGCUGCUACUGGAGAAGAAUGCCUCUGUCGACGAGGCAGACUGCGAGGGCCGCACACCUGUGCACGUGGCCUGUCAGCACGGCCAGGAGAGCAUCGUGCGAAUCCUGCUGCGCCGCGGUGUGGACGCUGGCCUGCAGGGCAAGGAUGCCUGGGUCCCACUGCACUAUGCCGCCUGGCAGGGCCACCUGUCCAUUGUGAAGCUGCUGGCCAAGCAGCCAGGCGUGAGUGUGAAUGCCCAGACGCUAGACGGGAGGACACCCCUGCACCUGGCCGCCCAGCGUGGGCACUACCGUGUGGCCCGCAUCCUCAUUGACCUGCGUUCCAAUGUCAACAUCUACAACCAGCUCUCGCAGACGCCUCUGCACGUGGCCGCUGAGACUGGCCACACAAGCACCUCGAGGUUGCUCCUGCACCGUGGUGCUGAGAAGGAGGCGCUCACCACCGAGGGCUGCACGGCUCUGCACCUGGCCGCCCGGAAUGGACACCUCGCCACUGUAAAGCUGCUGGUGGAGGAGAAAGCCAAUGUGCUGGCCCGUGGACCACUGAACCAGACGGCCCUUCACCUGGCCGCCGCUCAUGGACACUCGGAGGUGGUGGAGGAGCUGGUCAGUGCUGCCAGCAUCAACCUGAAUGAUGACCGGGGUCUCAGUGCUCUGCACCUGGCCGCUCAGGGUAGGCAUGCAAAGACAGUGGCUGUGCUCCUCAAGCACGGGGCCCACAUUAACCUACAGAGCCUCAAGUUCCAGGGCGGCCAGCAGCUGGGUGGAUCACCUGACCACAGCCCUGUGUCCACACUCCUCCGAAGAAGUAAAACCUAG